This is a messenger RNA of Varanus komodoensis (Komodo dragon), 1969 nucleotides long. RefSeq lists its product as uncharacterized. Bases 478 to 1257 code for a protein of 259 amino acids. NCBI's taxonomy places the organism in Eukaryota, Metazoa, Chordata, Lepidosauria, Squamata, Varanidae. The record is from RefSeq and is a predicted model, not a curated record. The transcript has a single exon.
CUUUAUUUCACAGUCAUAGAAUAAAUUGUGAAUACAGAGCAAUAUCAUUGCUUAAAUUCAGCUAUAUUGAUGUUCAGAGAAUUUACAGUCCCUCAUACUAGGCCUCAGUCAGACUUAAUUGCAAUUAUGUCAUACAAACAUGCCUCACUUGUAUUAUAUUUCAAGUUUCUGGUAUCUUUUACAUACUACACAUUUUUUGCAGAGUUGUGCAUGGAUCUCUUCUUUAAAACUCACAAAAUGUCAGGCAACAAAGGUAUUCCAAUUCAAUGUAUUCCAUUAGCCUCGAAUGUAGGAAAUACUAUUAUAAAUGAUUGGUGUAUGUUUCAUUCAUCAUAGAACAGGUUUUUCUCACUGUGACUAUUCCAGUGCAGUUGAUGGAAUUUCAGAAGAUAUGUGUCUGAGACAGCUGCUUCAUUGAUUUUCUUUUGUUGAGCAUUCUUUGGUUUCUGUUUCAGUGUGACACAUCCUCUUUUGGAAAUGCUGUCUGUCUGUGGCUCAGAAAAGGAUAAGGAGAGACUCCUCAACGCCAGCCGCCAUCUGUAUGAUUGUGUUUACAUGUUUGUCUCUUCUACCAAUACCAUCUUCCGAAUGCUCAACCAGUUUCUUAGAACUCAAUUGGCUAUAAUUACAGUGAGGGAAAACCUUAGCAUCAAAGAGAACCUUCAGCUCUUGGUGAGUGCUCUAAAAGAGAUGCAGGAAAUGGUGGAUCUGAAGGAUAAAGAAUUCCAACAGAAAAUCAGUCUUCCGCUGUAUUCCAAGAUUAUCUUACCUAUCCACUCCACAGAUGAAAAAAUUAAGCUUGUAAAAGAAAUCAAUGGUCAAUAUAAGGGAGUUUUAGGAGAUCUCUGUGGUCCUAUAUCUGCUGUCUUAAUUAAACAUGGUCAGCUUCCUGAGAAACUAGAGAAUGUCCUUCGGGAUUUAACUAGCAGUCCUGUAUUGUCUCUUCGAGUGGGAGACCUUCUCAUGACGCAUGAAGAAAUUGCUAGAGCACUUCCAGACACCAGACCCACUUCAUCCGAUUCAGUGAAUCCAGUUCAAGUUAGAGGUCGCAGUCAGUCAGUAGCUACCACUACUUUUUCACUUACUAACUUCAUGCGGGUAGUCCUUCGAGGACAACCAUGUAGGAACACCAUUGAUUUAGCUGCGGCUUGCCUGGAAGAUGCAAUUAAGACACUGAAGCCAGCUUGUGAAAGUUUUCAGAGCACUCUUAAGAUGGCUGAAUCAUAUGUGACAUUGAUCCUUAAUAAGAUCCAGUGAGCCCGAAGUAAUUGCUCGGCUGUUAGAAAUCCACUUCUGUUUAUACAGCAGGGAAGUUGUGAUAAUAAAGAGAGAACUUCUUUAUGUCUUGCUUUUUGUCUUGCUUUUUUUGUAAAACUGUCCUGAUAUGCUUGUAGUGGACGGUAAAUCAAAGCUUUUAAUUAAUAAAUAAACAAACAAAUAUUGCAGCAUCUGCAUUUCCUUCUGUGCAGCUAUUUUAAAGACUAGAACCCUAAGUCAGGCACACUUGAUUUUGCUAAGAUGCAGAUCAAUCUCUAUAGAAAACUUCUGCCCACCCCAAACCUGUGCAAAAGUGUUGAUAAGUAUAUAUUUUAUAUUUUUACAUAGGCUUUUCAAAUAUCCCUGUCAGCCAGAGAACAGUGUAAGAAUGCACACGCAGUGUGGUGUUUUGCCCAUCAAACAGUCACUCAAAUUUGAGGCAGUAUGAUUCAGUAAACCAAUUGCUGGGGAACACAAGUGGGAUGGGCCUAUUGCUGUUGCACCCUGUAUGGAGAGUUUGUCCAGGCAGCUGAUUAGCUAUUAUGUGAACAGAACUGCUGGUCUAAGUAGCACUUGGUCCACUGUAGCAUGGCUGUUCUUGUGAAAGCCUGCAAGUGGCAGAUUGAUCUUGAGUCAGAUCCUUUGUUAGGGUCUGAUUGCCUCCCUGCCUGCCUCUUCCUUGUUUCUUUCUUCAUGUCCAUCAAGUUCAUCC